UCAUAUUUUUGUUUUCCUAUCGAUGUGUCAUAGUAAAAUAUUUUCUCGUGAGUUAAAUUCCUAAAAUUGAAGUAGAUCACCUAUAUAUAGACUAAUGAGGUUUGUUGUUUUGAUAAAUUAGUUCUCUAAAGGUGUGUUGAAUGGAAAGUUGUUCGUGUCAAUCCUAUUUCCAAUGUAAUUGAGCAACGCAUGUUAUCUACCAAGCUAUAAUAAAAUAAAUCGCCUUGUGAAGCGGAAGAACGCCACCGAGAGGAAGAAACGUUAGACCGUUAGCAUCGCGACGUCGACCGCUAGUCUCCAACUAUUAUUUUAAAUGCUAACAAGAGCGACAACCAAACGACUCUUUAGUUCUUUAGAUUAACCAUAACAUCGGCAUCUUCGAUGGAGGGUGCACCGCACUGCGGCCCGCUUAAAGCUUAAAGAACCACCAACUCCGAAGAACUUUGGAACAGACAGUAAAAGGUUGUGCUGGUAGCGGUAGGACGGGAGAAGGUGAAUGAAUCUCACACACGCGAAGAGGGUGGCCAAAAUUUGAACAAACUUGAAACUGACCAUACACUAAAGCGGUCUCCUCAAAUCAAGAAACUCAACCCAAAGAAAGAAUAUCUCAAAAACAGAAUCAAGUGUGGAGCAUACGAAAGCGGGCGACGACACUGCCUGUGUGUAAGAGUGGGAAAUAGUCGAGCCGCAGGCCCUCAACUUGUUUUUCCACCUGGCUCUUCGUUGGCUCCACCAUGAGGUCUCACCGUGCACAACCGACAAGUCGCGAUUUAGUUUCGUUUUGAAAUUCCACCGAUAUACAGUGAGUGCCGGAACGUCUGUAUGGGAAACGGGCAAAUCGUGAUCGUCGAGCUGGCAAAUCAUUUCAAAUUCCGUUCAAAUUAUACGGAGAAAAGUGAAUCGCACGGUUGACUUGUGGAGAUUAUGUUCGUUUCACGGUGCGUCUAGAGAUUUGCGUAUGGGUUCGGUUGAAAUGGAAACGAAUUUAAUUCGAGUUUUGGAAGGGCAAUCUCUCGACGAACUUACUAGUGAGUUGUGUGAUUUCUCAUUAGAAGAACAAAAUGCUGCCACCGAAGCACAAGGUGUCAAGCCAUUGGCUUCAUCGGACUAUAUUCCGAUUGUGGGUAAAACGGUGACCUACGUGGUGGCUUGUGUGCUAGUAAACGAAAAUAAUGAGGUGUUGAUGAUGCAGGAAGCGAAGGAGUCAUGCGCUGGAAAGUGGUAUCUCCCUGCUGGCCGAAUGGAACCAGGCGAAACAAUUGUUGAAGCAGGGGCACGGGAGGUUCUGGAAGAAACCGGAUUGAAAGUGAAUAUUACAACUUUACUAGCAGUGGAAUCAGCUGGCGGUACGUGGUUUCGGUUUGUGCUAACUGGAAACGUUGUGGGAGGUGAUCUGAAGACCCCUUCUCAAGCUGAUCAAGAAUCGAUUCAAGCCAAGUGGGUUGGUAAUCUGAGCGAGCUUAGCCUGAGAGCGAACGAUAUUCUGCCCAUAAUUGACUUGGCACGGAACCACAGUCGGCGCACUCCCAAAGAUCCCAAUUGGCACCGUGACAUUCUUCCGGCUAGGAAACCUCACUAUAAAAACUAUCUGAGGAUAGUGGUUGCCAUUAAGAACAAAAAUACUAAUCAAGUUUUUGUGCUGCUUAGUGAGAAAACUGCGUAUCAUUUUCCAACAGUCGAAAUCCAUCCCGGUCGCAGUAUACAUUCUACUUUGAAAAAGUUCAUGAUUGAACUGUUUGGUGCAGAUCUACCCCAACAUAGACCCCACGGGGUACUGAGCGUUGAGCACCACACCACUGAUAUACAACCCAACCCCACAGAUGGUGUCUGUAUUACCUUGCUGGUCAUCUGUCGGCCAUCGAUCGAAAGUGUAUCUCUCAUUGGCAAAUGCAUCUGGCACGAGUUGAAUAAGGAACUGAGCAAUCGACUUGCGAUGACCGUUGCGGCGAAGAAUUCCACCAUGCUGCUACAUGUUGUACGAUAACUGAAUGCGUAAUUUCCAGUAUUCGCAAAUUUCAAAUUCACACCUUGUUUUCGAAAGCGUCUAUUUAGUUUGUUCAACCCGAAAUAAAUGACAAAUUUCGUCAAGCAAACCUGCAGCAACCCACGAAUCUCGCCAUCGAGAAAAUAUUAUAGAUAUUAUAUACCGUUCGGCAAGUGCGACUCUUGGAUCUAGCUUUGUAUAGUUUUCUAGUGUAUUCUUGUUUGUAAUAUGUAUGUAUGAUCAACGAAACGAGCCG
Molecule: messenger RNA, 2240 nt
Organism: Malaya genurostris
Lineage: Eukaryota; Metazoa; Arthropoda; Insecta; Diptera; Culicidae
Product: 8-oxo-dGDP phosphatase NUDT18
Exons: 2
Coding region: 959-1984 (341 amino acids)
Molecular function (GO): 8-oxo-dGDP phosphatase activity; magnesium ion binding; 8-oxo-GDP phosphatase activity
Source: RefSeq, a predicted model, not a curated record